AGGAUCUGUACAAGGAGGCCAUGAUGGAGGAGCACCAGCCUCUUAUAUCACAAGAAAAUCCUAGUAAGAAUUCUGAUGAAAACAUCAUGUUAUCACAAAUUUAUAAAGCAGAAGAUGAAGAUAUCAUGCAGCGCUCUUCAGAAGAAAACGUCAAUGUACAUUUAGGACUUCACAGUACAGAUCUGUUAUAUAAUCCCCCUAAUCAUGAGGAACCUUCUCCUGACCGAUCACUGAUUGUUACCACAAGUACAGGUUUAGAAGGGGGUAAAAGGUUCCAGUGUGGUAAAGAGUUUUCAGAAAUAUCAGGCAUUUCUACAUACAGAAGAAUUUACAGACGUGAGAAACCAUAUUCAUGUUCAGAAUGUGAGAAGUGCUUUACGGAGAAAUCAAAUCUUUAUAGACAUAAGAGAAGUCACACAGGAAAAAAUACUUAUUCAUGUUCAAAAUGUGAGAAAUUUUUUAAUAAUAAUUCAGAUCUUGUUAAACAUGAGAGAAUUCACACAGGAGAGAAGCCAUAUUCAUGUUCAGAAUGUGGGAAGUGCUUUACAGUGAAAUCAAAUCUUCAUACACAUAAAAGAAUUCACACGGGAGAAAAACCAUAUUCAUGUUUAGAAUGUGGGAAAUGUUUUGCACAAAAAUCAGAUCUUAUUAAACAUGAGAGAGUUCACACAGGUGAGAAGCCGUAUUCAUGUUCAGAAUGUGGGAGGUGCUUUACAGAGAAAUCAAAUCUUGUUAAACAUAAGAGAAUUCACACAGGUGAGAAACCAUAUUCAUGUUCAGAAUGUGGGAGAUGCUUUAAAGAUAAAGCAAGUCUUGUUAUUCAUGAGAGAAGUCACAAAGGAGAAAAACCAUAUUCAUGUUCAGAAUGUGGGAGAUGCUUUAAAGAUAAAGCUAGUCUUAUUAUUCAUGAUAGAAUUCACACAGGAGAGAAGCCAUAUUCAUGCUCAGAAUGUGGGAAGUGCUUUACAGUGAAAUCAAAUCUUCGUACACAUGAGAGAAGUCACAGAUUAAUGAGUGGAGUAGAGGUGGACUUUUUAAAGGCACAGUAACAGGUCUUUGAGAGCCAGAAUUCUUGCUGUUUCUCAGGGGUUCAAAUACUUAUGUUCAGCA
Messenger RNA from Bufo gargarizans (Asiatic toad), 1110 nucleotides. RefSeq names its product gastrula zinc finger protein XlCGF17.1-like. Gene Ontology annotation, biological process: regulation of transcription by RNA polymerase II. The record is from RefSeq and is a predicted model, not a curated record. NCBI's taxonomy places the organism in Eukaryota, Metazoa, Chordata, Amphibia, Anura, Bufonidae. The coding region runs from base 21 to 1049 and encodes 342 amino acids. The transcript is spliced from 2 exons. Gene Ontology annotation, molecular function: DNA-binding transcription factor activity, RNA polymerase II-specific; RNA polymerase II cis-regulatory region sequence-specific DNA binding.